GAAAAAAGAAAAAGAAAUUAUACUGGAAAUGCCUAAGCUUAGCCACUCCUCUCACCAUUUUCAUUUAUUUCAUUCAUCUUUGUGUAGCAGCAAGUAGUUUAACUACUUCCAUUUCAUGGCAUAUGCCCAAGCUCUUUCUGCCUCAAUCUCCUACGCCUCGGCUUCUUUCAACAAAGUUUUGCCUCAAGGAUUCCCACAAUCCAAAGGGUUAAGCUAUUUUGUGAUGAAUUCAAGAGCCAACCAGGCUAAGCAGGCCCACAUUUGUGCGGAGAUACAGAGAGAAAGGGACCCAAUGGCAAAGGAUCAUGCUGGGAUAAAGGUUCCUCAUGUGUUGACUGUGGCCGGCUCUGACUCAGGGGCCGGUGCCGGAAUCCAAGCUGAUCUUAAGGCUUGUGCUGCACGUGGUGUUUAUUGCUCUACGGUUAUAACAUCAGUCACUGCUCAAAACACUGUUGGUGUUCAGGGUGUUAACAUUGUGCCUGAGGAAUUUGUUGCAAAACAGCUGAAGUCUGUGCUAUCUGAUAUGCAAGUUGAUGUGGUGAAAACAGGUAUGCUACCUUCUAGUGGUAUAGUGAAGGUUCUUCAUCAGAGUCUCAAGGAUUUUCCAGUUCGAGGUUUAGUGGUUGACCCUGUAAUGGUGUCUACAAGCGGAGAUGUUUUAGCUGCUCCUUCUGUUCUUGCAGUGUUUAGAGAGCAGCUUCUUCCUAUGGCUGACAUUGUAACCCCAAAUUUGAAAGAGGCAUCAGCUUUACUUGGGAGUCCGAAACUUGAAACAGUCGGUGAUAUGCAUGCUGCUGCAAAAGCAUUACAUGAUAUGGGUCCACGAAAUGUCCUCGUCAAAGGUGGUGACCUUCCUGAUUCAUUGGAUGCUAUUGAUAUUUUCUAUGAUGGUAAAAACAUCUUUGAACUGCGCUCCUCGCGCAUAAAGACUCGUAAUACUCAUGGCACCGGGUGCAGUUUGGCUUCAUGCAUAGCAGCUGAGCUGGCAAAAGGUUCUUCAAUGCUUCAAGCGGUUAAGGCAGCUAAACACUAUAUUGAAGCUUCCUUGGAUUAUAGCAGGGACCUUGUCAUUGGAAAUGGCCGCCAAGGCCCCUUUGAUCACUUUCUCAGGCUUAAGAGAAACAUGCACAGCACUUACAGGGAAAAUGCAUUUGACCCAAGUGACUUGUUCUUGUAUGCUGUUACCGAUUCAAGAAUGAAUAAAAAAUGGGGUCAUUCUAUUUCAGAUGCUGUUAAAGCUGCCGUAGAAGGAGGUGCUACCAUUGUUCAACUAAGGGAGAAAGACAUUGAAACACGUGAUUUUGUAGAAGCAGCCAAAUCAUGUCUCGAAAUAUGUCGCUCUCAUGGGGUGCCUUUUCUAAUAAAUGAUCGUGUUGAUGUUGCUCUUGCUUGCGAUGCUGAUGGGGUGCAUGUUGGACAAUCUGACAUGCCUGUUCGUGUUGCUCGCGAUCUACUAGGCCCUGAAAAAAUCAUCGGUGUGUCGUGCAAGACCCCAGUGCAUGCUGAGCAAGCAUGGGUUGAUGGUGCUGAUUAUAUAGGAUGCGGUGGUGUAUUUCCAACCAAUACAAAGGAAAACAAUAUUACUGUUGGGUUGGAUGGGUUGAAAACUGUUUGUAUGGCUUCUAAGCUACCUGUUGUUGCCAUUGGAGGUAUCGGGAUUUUGAAUGCACGUUCGGUGAUGGAAAUUAAUGAGUCGCAGUUGAAGGGCGUUGCUGUUGUUUCAGCUUUGUUCGACAGAGAAUGUGUUUUGACAGAGACUAAGAAGCUGCAUUCAGUGCUAAUGGAGGUAACAUAUAUGAAGUGAUAAUAAUUUUUUUUUGCUAUUGUAAAAGCAAUGCCAAUGAAAAUUUCAUUGAUUGUAUUGUAUUUUGUUGUCGAUUCUUGGAGGCAAUUGUUUUACUUAAUUUUUUUGUUAAAUUGUUUUCAUUUUUAUUUUCCUUGAACAAUUAAAUUGUGUUCAUUGAAUUAAGGGAAAAAUUAUCACUACCAAA
Molecule: messenger RNA, 1991 nt
Organism: Cannabis sativa
Lineage: Eukaryota; Viridiplantae; Streptophyta; Magnoliopsida; Rosales; Cannabaceae
Product: thiamine biosynthetic bifunctional enzyme TH1, chloroplastic
Exons: 10
Coding region: 116-1804 (562 amino acids)
Biological process (GO): thiamine biosynthetic process
Cellular component (GO): chloroplast
Molecular function (GO): phosphomethylpyrimidine kinase activity; hydroxymethylpyrimidine kinase activity; thiamine-phosphate diphosphorylase activity
Source: RefSeq, a predicted model, not a curated record